UUAUUCGCUAUGAAGGCCUACGCCAUCUUGGCUCUCCUCCUCCUGGGGCAUUUGUGCCACAUUCAAGCAGCCACGCUGAACAAGCCAGCAACGAGCACGGACGAAACCACGAAGCUGCUCUCCGAGAAACUUUUCCAUUCCAUCAUUGAACACCGUGAUGAACUCCUUGAGGCUCUCAAGGGCAUCGACAGCACAGGCGACGGAACCGAUGAUCAGUUCCGGCCAUACGUACUUGCGACAAUUAUUUCAGCCAUUGCUGGAGGCGCCAUAUCGGCAGCUGUUGGAGCCGGUGUGCAGAAAGCAAUUAACAAAGACUGAACGUAUCGACCGUGAC
This is a messenger RNA of Rhipicephalus sanguineus (brown dog tick), 334 nucleotides long. RefSeq lists its product as uncharacterized. Bases 10 to 318 code for a protein of 102 amino acids. The transcript is spliced from 2 exons. The record is from RefSeq and is a predicted model, not a curated record. NCBI's taxonomy places the organism in Eukaryota, Metazoa, Arthropoda, Arachnida, Ixodida, Ixodidae.